UGAUUUGCAAUUGAUUCUUCAACAAUUGAUUCCAUUCUCGCGGUGAUCAAUUGAUUUUGUAUUUUGUUGGCGAAAACUGUUGAUUGUUGUUGUCAUUUUGAUUUUUUUUUCUUUGUUGGUAAUUACAUACAUUCUCUAGGUUCUAUUCUCAUUUUUAGUUGGUUCAUUUUUUGUGGAGAUCUUUGGGUUUUGUUUACGUUUGUCUUUGGAGAAUUUUUUUUUUAUUUUCUAUUCUGUUCUUUCAAUUGGAUCAUCUUACAAUUUGCUUCUUUUAAGAGAAUUUAUUUUUCGUUUAUUUGAUUUUCUAAUCAUUUGGUGCUGUGAUUUAUUGGAUUCAUUUAGAUUGCUCGUCUUGGAAUUAAAAAUUAGAUUGGUUGUUGAUUUAUCGAAACAUUAGAUGUCGCUAAGAUUAUGAAGUUCUUAAUUGUUGAUCGUUAAUUGUCAAUGAACUGUCACAAUUUUCACAGAUUAUUCUAGUUAACUUUGGAAUCAUUUAAAGAAUUUCAAUUAAAUGAAGAAGAUGCUCCACGAGAAUGAAUUAAUCAACAUUGAGGAGGAUAUGAUCCUCCAACCAGGUUAUCUAAUUAGACGGUUUACUCUUAACAAUCGGAUUAACGGUCUCAAAGUCUCCAUUGUUAACACUGGUGCUGCUGUUCGGAAUAUAAGGCUUAAUGAUAAAGAUGAAAUUGUCCGAUUAUUUGGAGGAAAUAAUUUAAUUGAUUGGAAUCCUCAUGUUCUUGGUUUGGAUACUCUUCUUCUAAAUGCCAAUGCCAAUACAUUAAUGUACCAAUUGACAACUGAAAAUGAACUAAUCGCCAUUGGUAAAUUUCGCAGUCACCAACAGCAUAUGGAUAUUGUGGCUACAUUUUUCUUUAAUCUUAAUCCUGACUCGGAUAAUCUUGAUGGACAUUUACUUCAUGUGAAAACUAUAUCAGCUGAUAUUGAAUCUGACCAAGUGCCAGUUUUAAAUUCAAUUAACCCACAAAUGUUUGAUCUAACUGGUCCUGAUCCACAUAAAUUGGAAAGAUGUGAUGAAAAUUUUAUUGACAAUUAUGACAAUGUAUUUACAGCUACUGGUGAUAGAUCAACUCUUUUAAUUGUUACACUAUCUUAUGGAUCGAAAUGUGUUGAAGUAACAAUUAAGAAUAAUUCACAAACUCCCAUUCUGGAUAAUGUUACAGCUAAUCAAGUAACAUGUCGAGCAAGACUAAGAAUAAGACAAAACGGAAUCAGUAUAAUGCCUUACAUGAUGACUGAAUUUCACUGUGUGUACAGAUUUAUCUGGUGAAAAUCUAAUAAUCCUGUUAAUCAAUCAACCAAUGAUCAGAAAGUGUCGAUAACCAAUUUUGACCAACAAGGAGAUAAAUCGCAACAGAUUCUCUGCUGGAACUAUCAUCAUAAUCAUCUUAGAACACAAUCAAUCAGAGGAGAAAAUGACUUAAACAAAGGAUAAUUAAAGAUACAGUCGAUCAAUAUAUAUAUAGAGAGAGAUAUUAAUCAUGCAAAUCUAAUUGAUCAAAUCUCCAAAGUGAACCCAGAAUUUAUAUCUAUUAACCUUUAUUGUAAAUUCCGAUAUUUUAUUUUUAUUUUUGAACUUUUGUAUAAAGAAACUCAUAUGAAAUUCUGGUGAAAACUAAGAGUAUAUCUCUCUGAAUGAAUCGUAAUCACUCAAAGUGAUUAGAUUUAAUUAUCUUUUCCCUAUUUCUCUAUCUAUUUGUCUCUCUCUCUCUCUCUCAUCAUCUCUGGUCUACUAAUUCCAUUAUUAUAUUUUAUCAACGAGGAGAGACAAUUAACUGUAUCUGAUCAAAAUCAGUAUCAAUGUCCUGAUUUAACUUGAAUUAUCAUUCCAAUGGUCUUAAUUGUUGGUCAAAGUUAAAAACAUGUUUGGUGAAAGUUUAA
Molecule: messenger RNA, 1899 nt
Organism: Panonychus citri (citrus red mite)
Lineage: Eukaryota; Metazoa; Arthropoda; Arachnida; Trombidiformes; Tetranychidae
Exons: 5
Coding region: 512-1288 (258 amino acids)
Source: RefSeq, a predicted model, not a curated record